AUGUUGCCCGCGUCCGCCCCCGAGCCCACGGACCACCUCGAUGAAGCGGCUCCCAGCACUGCGGGCCGCGGCAGCCCGCUGAUGUUACCCGCGUCUGUCCCCGAGCCCACCGGCCACCCCGACGAAGUCGCCCAAGAAGUCGUCCCCAGCACUGAGGACAUCAGCAUCCCGCUGACGUUGCCCGCGUCCGCCCCCGAGCCCACGGACCACCUCGAUGAAGCGGCUCCCAGCACUGAGGACAUCAGCGUCCUGCUGAUGUUGCCCGCGUCUCUCCCCGAGCCCACCGGCACCGGCCAUCUCGACGAAGUCGCCUCUGCUGACCGCAGCAUCCCGCCGAUGUUGCCCGCGUCCGCCCCCGAGCCCACCGAACACCUCCACGAAGCCGCCCCCAGCCCUGAGGACAUCAGCAUCCUGCUGGAGUUGCCCGUGUCCGUCCCCGAGCCCUCCGAACACCUCGGCGAAGCCGCCCCCAGCACUGAGGACAUCAGCGUCCCGCUGAUGUUACCCGCGUCCGUCCCCGAGCCCACCGGCCACCUCGACGAAGCCGCCCCCAGCGCUGAGGACAUCAGUAUCCUGCUGGAGUUGCCCGCGUCCGCCCCCGGGCCCAGCGGCACCGACUGCCUCGACGAAGUCGCCCCCAGCACUGCGGACAUCAGCAUCCCUCCGACCCUGGGGUGGUCACUCCUCCAGGGUAAACUUGCGCUGUCCUUGUACGAGGUGUUCGGCGCGUUUUUACGUUGCGAAGAUGCUAGAGGAGCACAUGAGGGUGUUCCACAGGCGGCCUUGAAGUUCGCGAGAACGGAGUGUGGACUGUAA
Molecule: messenger RNA, 816 nt
Organism: Thrips palmi
Lineage: Eukaryota; Metazoa; Arthropoda; Insecta; Thysanoptera; Thripidae
Product: flocculation protein FLO11-like
Exons: 2
Coding region: 1-816 (271 amino acids)
Source: RefSeq, a predicted model, not a curated record